AGUAGAGUACAGCCGCACAAGAGCUACGUUGUAAGUGUUAAAGUAUUUCUACUGGGUUAGCCUCUGUAUUUCGGGAUUUCGCCUUUGUAUUUGUAGAAUGAGCGUGGGCUUCAUAGGAGCAGGCCAGGUGGCCCAUGCUCUGGUGCGAGGUUUCACCGCUGCAGGUGUAAUUGCCAGCCACAAAAUCACAGCAAGUUCCCCAGACACAGAUCUCCCAACAGUCCAGGGACUCCGGAAAUUAGGUGUGCAUUUCACGACCAGUAACAAAGAGACGGUGAACAAGAGCGACGUCCUCUUCCUGGCGGUGAAGCCCCAUAUCAUUCCUUUUGUGCUCGACGAAAUCGGACCGGACAUCGAGGAUCGUCACCUUAUUGUGUCCUGUGCCGCAGGUGUCACCAUCAGCUCCAUCGAGAAGAAGCUACUGCAGUACCGCACGAAUCCAAAGGUGAUGCGUUGCAUGACCAACACUCCAGUGGUUGUGCGUGAAGGGGCUACUGUGUAUGCCACGGGUACCCAUGCACAGGUGGAGGAUGGAAAGCUCUUAGAGCAGCUGAUGGCCAGUGUCGGAUACUGUACGGAGGUGGAGGAGGACCUGAUUGACGCCGUAACGGGCCUGAGUGGCAGUGGCCCAGCUUAUGCGUUCACGGCUGUGGAUGCCCUUGCUGAUGGAGGUGUGAAAAUGGGUCUGCCCCGGAGACUUGCCGUACGCCUCGGAGCCCAAGCCAUGCUGGGGGCAGCUCGAAUGCUGCUGGACUCGGAGCAGCACCCCGGGCAGCUCAAGGACAACGUGUGCUCACCAGGGGGCGCCACCAUUCACGCACUGCACGUGAUGGAAAGCGGCGGCUUCCGCAGCCUCCUCAUCAACGCGGUGGAGGCCUCCUGCGUUAGGACGAGGGAGCUUCAGUCAUUGGCAGACCAGGAGAAGAUCUCUCCGGCGGCCAUCAAGAAGACAACCCUGGACAAAGUAAUGCAGCAGCCAGGGGUGACUGUGGAGGCUGUUGGAGUCAGAUCACGCGGUAUCAGCAUCUUCAACAAUAACAAACCAAGAAUAAAGAAGAACUGAUUUGAAUUGGAUUGUUUUGCAAAGGGCGUGUUGCACAUCCUGUUAGGUGGUGGAAGCAUUUGCUUGUGGAUUGUUUUGUCGACGAGAAUGAAGAAAAAUGGGACGAUGCCUACAUAUUUUUAACAUGUUAUUCUUAAAUGGGUGCUUUUUGACAAGAAAUGGUGAACAUUUCUGCAUGUUUUUGAGAUGUGGGGGGGGGAGCCGCAGUAAACAAGCAUGGUGAGAAUACGCAAACUCCACACAGCAAUGUUCCAAAGGAGAUUUUAUCUCCUGAGCGUGACACUGACAUAGUUACCACUACAUCACUGUACUGUCCAUUAUACAAAUACUGCAAAGUAUACAGUAUACAGGAUCUACAUAAACUUUACACUGUGAGGUCUUCUUAAUAUUCUGUUUUUUACUCCCUCUGCUAAUUCAGUUAUUAAAAUACAGUCAUGGAAAAAAUGAUGAGAGCAACUUUCAGUUUAUUAAUCCAUUUGAAUGCCUGCUACAACUAAAGGUACAUUUGUUUGGACAAAUAUACUGCUCAAAAAAAUUAGAGGAACACUUGGAAAACACAUCAUAUCUAAACUGGGGGGAAAAUGAUGUUGAAUAUGUUUCCUGAUAAUAAGUGGGUGAUGUAUUAGUAACAAAAUGAUGCCACAUCAUUUGAUAGAAAUGGUGGUGGGUCAGUGAUGGUCUGGGGAGGCAUAUCCCUGGAAGGACGCACAGACCUCUACAGGUUAUAUAACGGCACCCUGACUGCUAUUAGGUAUCGGGAUGAAAUCCUUGGACCCAUUGUCAGAACCUGCGCUGGUGCGGUGGGACCUGGGUUCCUCCUGGUCCACGACAAUGCCCGACCUCAUGUGGCUAGUGUAUGCAGGUAGUUCCUGGAGGAUGAAGGAAUUGAUACCAUUGACUGGCCCCCACGUUCACCUGACCUAAACCCAAUAGAACACCUCUGGGACAUUAUGUUUAGGUCCAUCCGGCGCCGCCAGGUUGCUCCUCAGACUGUCCAGGAGCUCAUUGAUGCCCUGGUCCAGAUCUGGGAGGAGAUCCCCCAGGACACCAUCCGUAGUCUCAUUAGGAGCAUGCCCCCACGUUGUCAGGCAUGCGUACAAGCACGUGGGGGCCACACAAACUACUGAGAAUCAUUUUGAGUUGCUACAAUGACAUUUUAGCUAAAUGGACCAGUGUGCUGCAUCAUUUUUUCACUUUCAUUUUUGGGGUGUCUUUGAUUUCCCCCCUCUAUAGGGUGAUCAUUUUCAUUUCUAUCAAAUGAUGUGGCAUCAUUUUGUUACUAAUACA
This is a messenger RNA of Dunckerocampus dactyliophorus (ringed pipefish), 2350 nucleotides long. RefSeq names its product pyrroline-5-carboxylate reductase 1, mitochondrial-like. The transcript is spliced from 8 exons. Lineage: Eukaryota; Metazoa; Chordata; Actinopteri; Syngnathiformes; Syngnathidae. The coding region runs from base 98 to 1063 and encodes 321 amino acids. The record is from RefSeq and is a predicted model, not a curated record. Gene Ontology annotation, molecular function: pyrroline-5-carboxylate reductase activity. Gene Ontology annotation, biological process: L-proline biosynthetic process.